Messenger RNA from Nannospalax galili (Upper Galilee mountains blind mole rat), 582 nucleotides. RefSeq names its product olfactory receptor 5I1-like. Gene Ontology annotation, molecular function: olfactory receptor activity; odorant binding. Gene Ontology annotation, cellular component: membrane. NCBI's taxonomy places the organism in Eukaryota, Metazoa, Chordata, Mammalia, Rodentia, Spalacidae. The transcript has a single exon. The record is from RefSeq and is a predicted model, not a curated record. The coding region runs from base 1 to 582 and encodes 193 amino acids. Gene Ontology annotation, biological process: G protein-coupled receptor signaling pathway; sensory perception of smell.
AUGGCAUAUGACAGGUACAUUGCACUCUGUAACCCACUGCUUUAUACAGUAAUUAUGUCCAAGAGAGUCUGUAGUCAGCUUGCAGUUGGAGCAUUCCUUGGGGGAAAUAUGAGUGCACUUAUUCAUACCACUAAUACUUUCCAAUUAGCAUUCUGCUCCAAAGAAAUCAACCAUUUCUUUUGUGAUUUCUCCCCACUCUUCUCUCUUUCCUGUUAUGAUACUUAUAUUCAUGACAUCAUCCUGGUGGUCUUUGCUAGUUUGGUGGAAGCUGUCUGUCUUCUUGCAGUGCUGGUCUCUUAUGUCUGUAUCAUAGCAGCCAUUCUUAAAACAGGCUCUACAGAGGGAAGAAAGAAAGGGUUCUCCACUUGUGCUUCGCACCUGACUGUGAUCACUAUUUACCAUGGUACCAUGAUUUUCAUUUAUUUGCGCCCUACUUCAGGCCAUUCAAUGGAUAUUGACAGGGCUACCUCUGUCUUCUACACAUUGAUUAUACCCAUGUUGAACCCCCUAAUAUAUAGUCUUAGGAACAAAAAUGUCAAAAUUGCUUUUAGAAAAAUUAUUAGCAGAAAGUUACUUUUGUAG